This is a messenger RNA of Alternaria burnsii, 2046 nucleotides long. RefSeq lists its product as uncharacterized. Lineage: Eukaryota; Fungi; Ascomycota; Dothideomycetes; Pleosporales; Pleosporaceae. Gene Ontology annotation, molecular function: single-stranded DNA binding. The coding region runs from base 1 to 2046 and encodes 681 amino acids. Gene Ontology annotation, biological process: DNA-templated transcription. Gene Ontology annotation, cellular component: RNA polymerase III complex. The record is from RefSeq and is a predicted model, not a curated record. The transcript has 3 exons.
AUGUCUUACAACCAGCGAGAGACUCCGGUCCUUGCUGAACUCUGCACCUUCCUUGUCGAGGAUGUCUACGGUGAACUUGCGGCUCGCGUCUAUUCAAUCCUCGCGCGCCAUGGGCGCCAGAGUCUCGCAUCCAUCGCACGCGCUUCCUACUUGAACGGGCGACAGAUCAAGUAUGGCCUCGUCAUCCUCCUCCAGCAACACCUCAUCUUCCACUCCGGCAGCGAUGCGCCCUUGACCUACUAUGAGAUCGACUGGCAAAAUUCCUACGCAAUCGUCCGCUUCGGCAAGGUUGUCAAACUGGUCGAAGACCGCUUCGGCAAGAAAGCCGCAAAUGUCAUGUCCAACCUGCUUGCCCUCGGCCACACGCGCAUCGCCGAUUUGAAGGAAGCUUACUUCCCGCCCGAAACCGAAAGCGACGAUGACUCAGACAACGGCACUGCCAACGGCGCAGGCUCCAAGCGGAAACGGACCAACGGCAACCACGUCAACGGAAUAGUGAAGACAAAUGGCGUCGCGAACGGCAUGCCGUCCGAGUUGGACGACGCAAAGCCAGACCUCACAAACGGCCAUGGAAAAACUAACGGCGUACACAAGGCCGAUAAGGCGUCAAAGGUCGACAGCGUAACCCACAACGGCGCGCCAGAAGAGCCUGGGCAAGAGCAGGAUGACAGCGAUAUCACCUCUGUCGACGAGCUAUACGAGCUCAUACAGCUAUUGAUAGAGCGUGGGUGGGUCAGGACAGUUACCGAAACGCAAUACCUGUCCCCAGGUGACAUGCACGACAUGCUCUACCAAGAGUCCAUUGAGCAAGACAACGCAGGCAUCACACCUACCGGUACCAAAGACAAAGACGUCGUUAACAGAGGCACCCUGGAACGUAAACGGGCAAUGCGUGACGAAUGGCUCACGGUUCCCAAGUUCGCAAAAGGCGGACAACCCAACGGCGCCAACAAGCGCAUGAAGAUGAACGGCGCAAAUGGCUACGCAACUCCCUCAUCCGACGACGAUCUUGUCAUACGCGUCAACCCGGAGAAGAUUGCAGUCGCCAUGCGGUCGGAGCAGCUUGUACACCUCGUAGAGCAACGUCUGGGAUCCGUCACCGCGCGUGUGUACCAAACCAUGUUGCGCAUGCUCGAAUCCAAGACACCCCGGUGCUGGGAAGAAUGGCCCGAUCCACCUCUCCCCGGCGGUGAAUCUGGCGACGCCUCGAUUGACCCUCGCUUCCUUGUGACCGCGCGCGACGUUGCGACGAAGCUCAGCCGCGAGCGUGGUGAUCUCGAUAUCUUCGAGGGCAUCGACCCCAACGCCGCUGUGCAAAUCACCCGUAAAGGGCAUGUCAACCGCACAAACAUCUGGACGCAACCGACCGAUCCCACAAAACUGAACAUGGAAGAGAGGACCAAGGUGGUGGAUAAACACAUCCAGAUGUUGGCUGAAGAUCCCUUCCACUUCGUUACCUGGCAUUCUCGUGCUGGCUUCUCACAAUGGCAUAUUGAGUUUGACGAAAUCGCCCGCCAGAUGAUACAAACGGAACUCGAAAACACCAUCUCGGCACGCAAAGGUUCGUUGGGAGUUAAGCUCGUACGCGCCCUGCGCAAAAAGGGUAGACUGGAUGAGAGAGCCAUGUGCAACGUGAUGAUGAUGUCGGCUGCAGACGUCCGGGGCAUUGUAAAUGAUCUCACUAUUCAAGGUUUCGUUCAAACACAAGAGAUACCCAAGGUAGAUCGCCGCGAAGCAAAACACUCGCUCCAUCUUGUGUGGUACGAUCGACAGCGCGCGAGGGAGAAGUUGCUGCAUGAUACAUACAAGGGUAUGGUGAGAAUCUUGCAGAGGAUCAGGUACGAAAGGGAGAAGAUUGAGUUCACCCUUACCAAAGCCGAGCGUUCUGAUGUCGUUGGAAACGAAGAAAAAUGGCUGAGCACGCGCGAGUUGGAUGAUUUAAGAAAGUGGAAGGAGGUGCAGGAGAAGCUGCUGCUGCAGUUGAUGCGCGAGGAUGAUCUUGUUGCUGCGUUGAGGGACUUUCAUGGUCCCUUGGUGUCUGCUUGA